Messenger RNA from Sphaerodactylus townsendi, 4650 nucleotides. RefSeq names its product AGBL carboxypeptidase 2 (gene AGBL2). The transcript has 18 exons. Gene Ontology annotation, biological process: proteolysis. NCBI's taxonomy places the organism in Eukaryota, Metazoa, Chordata, Lepidosauria, Squamata, Sphaerodactylidae. The coding region runs from base 634 to 3540 and encodes 968 amino acids. The record is from RefSeq and is a predicted model, not a curated record. Gene Ontology annotation, molecular function: zinc ion binding; metallocarboxypeptidase activity.
GCGGGCUUUGUAAUGCGAAGUCACUCGGAAGUAGUUUUGUGUCGUGUAGAAAGCCAGACCUGUUGCUACCCCUCACCGCCGCCGUCACCCACCUGGCACCCCACCUCCGCCUCUGUUUUGAGAGUACGCGGAAAUUUUUCGCCCAGGCUGGUUGUCUCAGCAAGACUCCAUGAGCGCCCGUUGGCUGUUAUGGAUGUGAGUUAGUCGUUGGUGCACGCGAGGGUGUUUUGUUGUGACAAAAGCUGUCGCCAUAGAGAAGGCUUUGCAAUCAAAAGUGCCGAGAUCAGAAGAAGCCGGGGCUUUAGGGAGAAUAAUGUUUUUACUUAGGAAGAGAUUGCCCAUGAAGUAUCGCUGACAAGUUUUUUAAACUUCUUACUCUACUCUUUUCCGCCUUUUGCUUAAGUUUAACCGACGACGCGCAUCCUAUUUUUGUUUCAAUUUUUCUUCCCGACCUCCCAAUUCAUGACAUUAUUUUGGUGGUUCCAUGGGAUAAAACUGUAAGAUCUUGGUCUUCUUGCUUCAGAAGGCAAAGGGUGCUGUUUAUAGCCCUCCACUUUCUAUGACUUUUGCCCCCCCCCCUUCCUGGUUCUCCUGAGGAAGCCACUGCACUGAUAAGCCACUGCACUCCCAGACAUGUGUCCUGCAGACCCAGCCUUUGAAGGACAGCCUUUUAAAGAUCCCUAUGAAAGAUUCAUGUAUCAGCAUCUCCAGUACUAUGGCUAUUUCAAAGGUGAUGAACAGGGUCUUCAGAACUCCUCUUUGCCUCUUGAGAACUGGCGGAAGAGCUCUCAAUAUACGUUGAAACCAAGCGAUUUCCAAAAGAUGCUUAGCUCAGAACUUCAUGAAGACAAGAAGCUGCUCAGUUCAUUUAUAACGGAACAGGCACUUCUUAAAAGCAAACAACUUAUGCUUGAUCAUCCUGAAGACCCUGGCAUUCUACGCUUACGAGAACCUCGGAACCUUUUUUCUCUUCCCACCUGUAGAGAUUCACUUUUGGCCCCACUCUGGCCAGUAGAAUGUGAAGUAAUCCAGGAUCAGAUCCACCACAUUGAGUGGGUUCCUGCUGAACCUGAACCCUUCUAUCAGCCAACAGGAAAUGAAAUAGCACCAGAAAUAAUGGGAGAGGACUGUGGAACUAUUGUUUACUACAUAGCUCCAGCCACCAAGGGUACCCUUUUCACCGGUUCCCGAGUUGGAAGGUCACAAGAGCCCAUCAAAUCAGCUGCAGUGAGCUUAACAGGUCCAGAAGAUACUAAAUUGUUGUUUGAAUCACGUUUUGAGAGCGGGAACCUACAGAAAGCUGUCAGGGUAGGCAUGUAUGAAUAUGAGCUCACAUUGCAAACGGAUCUUUAUACCAGCAAGCAUACUCAGUGGUUCUACUUUCAAGUACAAAAUACCAGGAAUGAUGUCGCUUAUCGCUUCACUAUUGUCAAUCUGAUGAAAUCCAAGAGUCUCUACAGCAUGGGAAUGAAGCCUCUCCUGUACUCUCAGAAGGAUGCUGAAUGUAAUGGAAUUGGCUGGAGAAGAGAGGGUAGUGAUAUCAAAUAUUACAAAUAUAACACAAAAGAUGGUCAGACAUUGUAUUGCCUCACCUGGACAGUGUGUUUUCCACACAACCAUGACACAUGCUAUUUUGCUCAUUUUUAUCCCUACACCUAUUCUGACUUGCAGCACUAUCUCUUGACUUCAGUAAAUGAUCCUCUCCGUUCUCAGUAUUGCAAACUUCGACCUUUGUGCAACAGUCUAGCUGGGAACACAGUAUACCUCCUCACUAUUACCAAUCCAUCCAAGAGUGCUGCUGCUGCUGCAGCAAAGAAAGCUGUUGUGUUAAGUGCCAGGGUCCAUCCUGGGGAAACGAAUAGUUCCUGGGUGAUGAGAGGCUUCCUAGAUUUCAUCCUAAGUGAUUCUCUUGAUGCUCAGCUCCUUCGGGAUCUCUUCAUAUUCAAAGUUGUGCCCAUGCUAAACCCUGAUGGGGUAAUUGUUGGGAACUACCGUUGCUCAUUGGCAGGAAGGGACUUGAACAGGAAUUACAGGACAGUAUUAAAGGAAUCUUUUCCUUGUAUUUGGCACACUCGGGCCAUGAUCAAGAGAGUCCUUGAGGAACGGGAAAUUCUGCUGUAUUGUGACUUCCAUGGGCACAGCCGCAAGAAUAAUGUCUUCAUGUAUGGCUGCAACAACAAAUAUGCAUCGGAGCAGCUGCUUUAUGAACGGGUCUUUCCUCUUAUGUUGAGCAAGAAUGUUCCUGACAAGUUUUCUUUCCACAGUUGUAAGUUUAAGGUCCAAAAGAAUAAAGAAGGAACAGGGCGGAUUGUGAUGUGGAGAAUGGGAAUUAGGAAUAGUUAUACCAUGGAAUCCACAUUCAGUGGUUCAACACUGGGCAAUAAGUCUAACUCCCAUUUUACUUAUGAGGAUCUCAAAUCUUUAGGCUAUCACGUCUGUGACACCUUAUUGGACUUUUGUGACCCUGAUCGCUCCAAGUUUCAGCAAUGUUUGACUGAAUUACAAGAGCUAUUGCAGCAGCAAAUCCAGAGCAAACUCUCUGAGUUGAGAUGUGCACAAAACACAGAAGGUACCUGGAGUGACAUCUCCCUGUCGGAUGUUGAAUCCAGUACAAGUGGCUCCAACAGCUCCCAGUCAGAUGAUCCUCCUGCACAUUUGUUCAGUGUGACAAACAAGGAGGACUACAAUGAGAAGAAGAAAAAGAAGAAAAAGAAACAUCUGCGAACAAGGAAGGAAAGAAAUGAUUUGCGACAAAAAUAUGCUCUGAGCCAUACAUUAAAACACCAGGAAGAUGUCGCGGCAAACUCUAUUUCUCCAAGUCCUGGAAAGACUUUGAGGCUUUCCAGGAGAUCAAGGAGAGACAGAAGUUCAGAAAAGAAGAACAAGCAGGUGAAUCAAGCAAUAUGUUUGUGUCAGGAGAAGAAUAUAGAGGAUUCAGUGUCUUCAAUGCAAGGAGAGAACCCAGUUACCAUUCAAGAGGAACAUCAAGCGCCUUCCUUGGAUAAGCAGACUAUUCCUGUCGCUCAGUGUGGCCUCAAGAACCAGAAUCCUGAGCCCCUCAUUGUAACCAUGAUUCCUCCACCACCAGCACAGCGACCAAGCCACAUAAAUUCACCCAUCAAACAGCAGCCAUCCCUCUUCUAUGGGCAACUUAAAGGAGAAUUCCCUGAGAAUCAAAAUAAAGACACCUCUUUUUCAUCAUCCUUUCUACCUGCUUCUGGAGUGAGACGGCACAGAUCCAUGUUGUGGAAUCCUGAUGUAUCUUCAGUGACUUUAAUGCUGCGCAGAGGUCUUUCUUUGAAAUCUCAAAUCACUGAGGACAAGAAAUUGCUGUGGAAUCUGACUCAAAGCAGGUCACAAGUACUUCCCAAACAAGAAUUCAAAUGGAAACCCCUGAAAAUUGACCAACUGCUUCUGAGGGUAGAGAAGGAACACCAUCAUGGCAAAGUCAGGGGAGCACGAAAGGAGAGUGGUUGGAAACAUUCUUCACUAGAGGAGGGAGUUGCUGGUCCCAAGUCAAAGGCUGUUUUGUUCCCAUGAAGUCAUUGACUCUGAAUAACUCACACUGAACUCUACUGUAGCGGGGAUUGCAAGGAUUUAAUUCAAAGUUUGCUACAUUAGUUUGGCAAAAGAAAAUUGAAGCCUUAAUAGAGAGGAUGGUCACAUUUUUAUGUAUAGGUAUAAAUGUGAGAUUAGCUGGUAAGAAAUAUUAAGAUAACUCUUUAGUUUCUGUUAGUAUGGAACUGCAGUAUUUCAGGGGUGAUACAGAGUUCCCAGCUCCUCAUAUUUAGGGAGGUGUCCUUUUGCAAGGGAGAAUUAACAAGUGGUGGGGAGUAGUUAAUAUUGUCUGAUCAUAUUCUCCCCUAUUAUGAGUGCCCCUUCUACACAUAAUUUUUCAUUGCUUUCCAGUUGGGCUCUAAAAUUACACCUCUAGUUGAAAAAGAAAAAAGAUUGUUGAAGGACGAUGUUUAGGGGAGAAUCUAUGUGUAUAUGAAUAUAUUAUAUAUAAUUUCCUCCUGUAGAUUUUCCGCUACAAAUGUCUUUUCUACCCCCAACUACUUUGGCAAAUGUGGAGUUGGGGAACCUGUGUUUAAGAUGUAGUUCCACCCUUAUUUAUUUAUUUUUUUAAAAGUAUUCAUAAUCUCAAAUGUGUGAGAUUGUUAAUGUUAAAAUUCUGAUGACUAUGUGUGGUGAAUUUUAGUUUUCAUAGGUUGCUGUAUAGUAGUGAGCACUGUCAUAACAGAACACAUCUUCUAGCACAAUAUUGGGGUUGGAUCUAGGCAAAACAAAAUCUACAUUGAUUUCCCCCUUCAUGUUGUUCUCUAGGGCCCCUUAUCCCCCAAGAGUAGAAUUUCUUGGAGAUCAGUGGGCGGGGAAGAGGCAGAGAAAAUUCCAUUGCACUGAUGGAAAAAUUAGAUACAACUCUGGAACUGGAUAGGGACGAAUUGCAAUAUUCAGGUACAAAUAUUGUUGCAUUUUCAUUAUUUUAGCAGCGAAUCAGAUUCCUAGCUCUCAAAGAAGGUAUUGACUACCUGACAUCCUGUCUCCAAUCAGUCUCUGCUAAUACUACUUUCUAUAACUUACUUGGUGUUCUUUGUUCCAGAGAGAAAAUUAUAUGCUGUGUGAAUAAUAAAGGGCUUAACAAAUGGC